AAGAUUCAAAGAGAUCAGUGAACCCAAGAACAGGAGCCAUGGUGAGCUUUUCAAUGAUGGUGUUGAAUGCUAGCUCACACCUGUCAGUCCAGCAAUCACGAAGGGCCUCUUUGGAUUGUGGUAAGUUUGUGUCUUGUGGCGUUCUUGUGCAUUGGGGGAUAACCAGAUAUCAAGUCAGUGAAGGGUUUGACCAUGGUGGAAUAGUGCUUUAAAAAUCGUCUGUAAUAGCCUGAAAACCUGAGGAAAGACCUUAGUUGUUUCAGGUCUUGGGGUCUGGGCCACAUUUUCAGGGGUUCCACUUUUCCCUGGAUUAUUCCCCACUCCGUCCUGUGAUACCACAUGCCCCAAAUAUUUGACAGACGUUUGAAAGAACUUGCGUUUCUUCAGGGAGACAGUCAGACGGUUCAGGACUUUCAUCGGCCUCAUCUAAUGCUGUUCCAAUGUCUUUGAAAAGACUAUGAUGUCAUCAAGAAAUACAAGAACCUCUGUCAAAUUCAUAUGGCCCAUACCCAUCAAAUGCUGGAACUUACUUGGAGCAUUUGUGACUCCUUGAGGCAUUCGGUUAAAUUCCAAAAAACCCCAUGGGACCGACGAAGGCGGUUUUGGGUUUGUCCGCUUCCUCAACCUCGAUCUGAUAAUAACCGGAUUUUAGGUCGAGUACUGAAUACCACUUUGACCCAGUGAGUGUGGAGAACACCCCUUGGAAGUGUAUAAGCAUCUUUCACAGUCUGGAGAUUGAGUUUACUAUUAUCAAUACAGAGAUGGACCUCUCUGUUCUUCUUCCUCACUACCACUAUAGGCGAUGAGAAUGGAGACUCAGAUUCUCUGAUCACUCCGGCUUGAAGCAGUUCUUGUAAAUGCUUACGGACAGCCUCCAAGUCAUGGGGAUGUAUGGGGCGAGCUCUGUGCUUGAACUGGGUCUCGUCUAAGAGCUUGUUUUGGUGCUUAACCCGAUCAGUUCUGCCGAAGUCAAGAUCAUUCUGUGCGAAAACUUCUGGCAUGCUGUUGAGUUUCCGUCUGAUAUGCUCUUUCUAUUCAGCAGGAACCGGAGAAUCACUGAAGUUGCAUGUGUUGUCUGACUUCGGAGAGAGUCUGAUUUUGAGGUAAGAACCCUAUAGUCUUGUGAAAGAACUCUCUGAAAGGCAUUGACCUCACCAACAAUACAUCUUUGGGGGACAAUAACGUCGUAGUCUGACUCAUUGGUAAGAACUACCGGGAUCCUGUAUGGCUGUUUAGUGGGCAAAUCAACAAGGAAGGUUUUCACUAGCAGACCUGUCUAUGAAGAUGAGGAGGGGUGUUCCAGAACUACCGAUUUCUUAGUAGUGAACCCACUGACUGCAACACAACCUUCCAAGACCAGGGUUUGGCCAGCGGGGACCAACUGGGGGCCUUUGCUCUGCAUCUUCACCAAUCCAAGGUUACCAAGUUUACUCUGUUGCUGUCUGAGCUCAAGGACUUUGAGUACUGCCUUGUAGCCAUGUGCUGCUGGUUGCUGUGCGUCAGGAGCAGUUUCACAAUACAUCUCAUAUAGUAUGUCAAGUGUGUUGGUACAGUAUCUAUAAGCAUGAGUGAGUCAGAAGCGUGAACCACCAAGGCGAGUGUCGGCACCUUGAUUUCCACUCCCAAGAACUCUGUUGGGAACGUGACACUCAGCUCAAUGUAUCCCAGGAAAGGUACACCCUGCCCAUUGGCUCCUUGAACUAAAUAAGUCAAACAGUGGUUUGAUUUCAUGUUUAGAAAAGUGUUGCUGAUAGAUGGACUGAGGGACCGUGACUUCUUGUGUAAUACUGUUUUAGCAUAGCAUGUUGCUUGGUUUCAGUGGGACAUGAUUGACUAAUAUCAGUUCUUGUCUGUCCCUGAAGUUGCACCCUUAUGAGAAGGUAAAUUAGUUUCUGCUGUUGCAUGAUCAGGUUUUUGUGUGUUUGCCAUUUUUGAAGUUUCUUCUUUGGGAGACAUAGUCUUCUUGUUUUUCAUGAGGAAUGUUAGCUUACUUUUCAAGUCUGCAACUUGUUUCCUUAGCUCAUUUAUGCCUCUAACAUCAGACUCAGCUUGGGUCUCACCACAGUUACACACAGUUUGCAUGUGGGACACAGCUCUCUGUUUUGUUUCAUUCUCAUGGCCUUGGCUUCUUGCCUAUACUCUUCAGUGCAUAAAAGCAUUAAGAGUUCAGCAAAUGAUAGGGGGUACUGUUUUUGUGUUCUAUAUGGAGAUCAGCAUGCAGGACAUUGUCCCAAAAGCCCCUGCAAAACUGUGAUCUUCCCAGAGAAAGCUUUCAAUCUCAGAGUAGGAUGAGUGUGCAAGGGUUUGUCUUCACUCCUCAUAAUGUGCUCCACCACUAUCCUUAUCUCCUCAGGUGGGUUGAGUUGACUGGGGCUCAGAGUUUUGGGUGUCUUUGAGUUAAAGGAGGAAGCAGUUGUUUUCUGAUUAACAUUCGAGAGGCCAAGCUCGAUAGGAGGGGGAUCGUCAACCAGCCAUUGUGAUGGAAUGUCAUGCUGGCUGGGCUCUGCAGCCUGCUUAACUACCCGUAGGUGUUGGGUAGAAGUAGCAUGCUCACUGGAUCCAGCACUCUUGAUAGAUUCCUCUAUUUGGUACAUUAUCUCCUUUAUCAUCUCCUCGAAGUCUUUUCCACUGAGCUUGGUAAUUCCUUUAUGCUUGUUAAGGUAAGUUUGUGUGAUGUUGCUGCCUACCUUUUGUGUGUAGAUGCUUGCCAGGACUCGAACAUGGUAUGUGACAUCAGGACUGUCUGGCAACUGGUGAGUAUAAGGCAAAAGGGGUUCUAAUGCUUGUACAGCAGUGCUGUGGUUAUUCUUUACUAUCAGGAUUGUAUGAAACUCUGUAGUUGGGUCAUCUAUCUACAGUUUUACUGAUUGAACCAUAUAUUUUCAGAAAGUAUAACAUCUUUGAGAAACAACAAUGUUGCAAGGAUAGGAAGGAUAAGUAAAACACAUGAAAAUGUACACUAUGAAAGAGUCACUCCCACCGCACAGUUGGUGGUGUGUGCAUGUGUAAUGAAGUGCCGAAAUCGGGGCUCUCAAUCCUCUGCAGGUCCCGUAUCUCUAGUUCAGCUCCAGGCUGUAGCUCGCCAUCAACGUCUCGAUCCAGGCUCCAACAUCCAGUUUAAGGACCAGGUGGUUCGUGAGGCGGUGGAAAAGAUCUGCCGGGAGUUCUCUGGACAGUGCUGCAUCCACAAGCCUCUGGGAGGAGCAGCAGGAGUAGCAGCAGGAGGAGGUAGAGGGGAAGCAGCAGUAGGAGGAGCAGAGGUUCAGCAGGUCCCUGAGGUUUCGUCCUCCACUCUGCCUGGAGCUCCAUCCUCCUCCACACCUCCCUGCUCCUCCUGCAGGGGGCAGACCACUGGAGGAGGUUACCAGUGCAGUGUGUGCACCUCCUGCACUCUGUGUGAGCCCUGCAGCUUCUCUCAUGAUCCCAGUCACAACCUGGUGAGAGCCAGAACUCCCCUGUCAAUCCCAGAGCACGGAUCACCUGCCCCAGACCACAGCAGGUUCUACAGGCGAGGCGAUCGCAGCUUCCGGAAGGCAGAGAAGCAGCGACUGAAAGCAGAGAAGCGUCUUCUGAAGGCAGAGGUCAAAGAAAUCCGGAAACAGCUAAGGAUGGAGAGGCGGGGCAUACAGUGGAGCUCCUCCCACAGAGAUGGAAGUUCCUCCCCCGUCCUUCUGCAGCCCCGUGCCACGCAGCACAACAGCCCAGAGCGUCCUAAGCGCCCCUGUCCCCUGGUUGUUCCAGCCAUGACGGCUGCAUUUCUGGACGAAAAUCUUCCUGAUGGAACCAGACUACGUCCUGGGACCAAGUUUAUCAAAUACUGGAAGAUGAGAAACACUGGAACAAUAAGCUGGAGCGCUGAUACUAAGCUGAAGUUCAUGUGGGGAAAUUUGGCGGUGGGAUCUGGGGACCGUUGGAGAGAGGUGUCUGUUCCCUUCCUCCAGCCUGGACAGGUGGGCAUAGUGAGUGUAGCACUGUGUGCUCCCACUGUGGAGGGCUCCUACACCUCCCACUGGCGUCUGGCCCACACUGGAGAGCAGUUUGGACCUAGAGUCUGGUGCAGUGUCGUGGUCGAUCCCCUGGCCCCAGCACCUAUGAUGGCUGAUGGGAUACUUGUGUCACCCUGUGUCACACCGCAGGGUAAGAACCCAGUGGCUGGAAAGGAUGGAAAAGUCUGUGCACCUUCUAGGGAGCAACCAUUAAUGUCAGUGGACCAAGAGGAGUACUUCAUCCCCUCUGUUGACCUGCUCACUGCACAGGAUCUUCUGUCCUUCGAGCUUUUGGACAUCAACAUUGUCCAAGAGUUGGAGAGUGUCCCUAACAACACCCCUGCUGACAUGACUCCCUGCAUGUCCCCUCUGCCGCAAGAUGUACACCUACAGGAAAAGGGCAGUCCUUCUCUGGGCCUCAUCCAAGAAGAGACAGAAGUCAUUAAUAGCAUCAUGGAUGUCCCUCACAGGGCGGGAUCAACAGAAGGAGGAGGCGUCCCUGCUCAAGAGGAAGGGGAGGAUGACAUCAGCGGGACUCAGUUUGUUUGUGAGACUGUGAUUCGCUCAAUGACCCUGGAGGAAGCCCCUGACCACGCCCCUCUGAGAUGCUCCCGUUCUGGGACCGGUAAAGUGGUGCGUCCAGCUGCUCAAGCUGGCUCCUCCUCCUCCUGUGUGAAGAGUAAAUCGGUAAAAUCAGAGGAGAGCCCAGACAGCAGCCCCAGCAGCUCUAAAGAUGCUCUAAAACCACAGACUACGCUGAAAGCUUCCCUCCCUUCUCCACUGAAAGCAUCCUUGCCUGCUCCCCUGUCUGUGGCCACGACCCUAGGAGCCACCAGCUCAGCACCAACUCCGCUCCAUGCUUCACCUAUGGCCAUCACACGGCAGGAGCAGACAACAGAUGACAUUGAGGCACCUCCCAUGGAGAGCGAAAAGAACCCAGAGGAGUACAAGGAGAAAAAGCAUGAGGAGAAGAGAGAAGGGAUGAGGAGUCGCUCGUCCUCCACCUCAUCUGAGGAUUACAUCAUCAUCCUCCCUGAUUGCUUUGACACCAGCCGGCCACUGGGGGAGUCCAUGUACAGCUCUGCUCUGUCCCAACCUGGUGAUAUCCUGGCUAAGAGCCCCAUGGAUCCCCCUGACCACAUGGAUAACUCCACCCCAGAGGGUGAGGGAGAUGAAGCCGAGGCUCCCUGUACAGGAGUGUCAGGCACCAGCAGCGCCAACGACAUGCUUUGUACUUCUCAGACGCUAGAUGAUGAGCCGCUGACGCCCGAAGUGGUGGCACCACCUAAAGCCAUUGUCACACCCAGCCCAGAGAGCAGUGGAGAAACAGAUGUUGAUCCUGCUGCUGCCAGGGAGGGGACAGAGGGCACUGAACUGUACCAAACGGAAGAUACCUCUGGCCCUGAGAAAAUUCAGGCAGAUGAUACUGAAGCCAAUGAAGACACAGAGGACAACCCUGAGGACCCCAGGCACCCAGGCAUCACCAGGGGCCUGAUGAAAGGAGCUCUGUCAGUAGCUGCUUCUGCCUACAAAGCCCUGUUCACUGGACAAGGCCCCACACAGCCUCCAGUGGAUGUGUCCACUCAGGACACCAUGAUGGCCGUAUUGGUGGAGAUGGGUUUUGGGGACCGGUCGCUGAACCAGCGGCUACUGAACAAAUACAACUACAACCUGCUGGAUGUGGUCAAUGAGCUGGUUCAGAUGACCGACAAUGACUGGUACUCUACACGCUACUGAUGAGAGAGAGAGACGAUGAAAUCUAGGAAAAUGGAGUGAGAAAGGGAUGAGACACAAGAGGGAUAAAGAAAGAAGGGGAGGAAAGACAAGAAAAGAGAAAUUAAUUUCUGCUCAUAUACCUUUUUACUUUCCUCACUCUGCCCAUCUCUCCUCUGACUGGUCCAGUUGGAUAGAGAUCAAUUUCCUAUAUAACCAUACUAGAAGACAUUCCAUCAAACUCUCUGGAAUACUGUACUAGACCAUCAAAUACCCUCUGUCUAUAGUAUUACUUCUAGCAUAAGCCUUGAUGGUGGCAGGCCAGCUGCCUGCACAGAGACAAAAAAGCAACACUUUCCCAAAGUCUUAAAGGAGCUAUGUGUAGCAUCUAGCAUUUACCAAAAUUAUAAUAUGUAUUUUAAUGAGACACAGUAUGUUCUUGUGAAGUUGUGUUACUUUGAAAUACUAAACAGUUCAACUUCCAGGCUAUAAAGUAAUGUACUGUUUUACAGUUGAAGUUAGAUGCAGAUUAGUGCUUAGCAGAGCAUCAAUAUAUGGUUAUGAUUUGUUAGAGCUGAAAUGCUACACAUAGCACCUUCUUCUUUGGCCUCUUGGUCAGGACAGGUAUGAAGUUCAAAGCAGCGAAAAUGAUAUCAAGUAUUCAUUCACACCUGUAUUGAGAACUUCAAUGAGGAGUUCCACACAUGUUCACAUGCUAGGCAGUCACAUAUGGAAACUCCUCAUCAAAGCUAUAGUAUGCUUUAACCAUACACUAAACAGCUCAGAGCACUGAUAUACUUGCUUUUGACUAUAUGUUUAUUCGAGCAUGACGGUUCCUUCGUAGAAUGGUGUGUGCAUUUUCAAAAAUGAUAACCUCACAUUCCAUCAGCUGGCUAUGCUCAUGAACAGCAGUAAGGUCAGUGGCAGACUCAAACAAAUGAAAAUAAAGACACAAUUACAUUACAUUUAACAACAGAGUAAACUUAACACUGAAAGUUCUGUUGCUGGACUUUCAAAGUCUUGGUAUGUGGGCUACUGGAAGUGUCACCUCUACAACCUUUUCCCCAGUGUCACUCAGCUGAAGUUUGAUAUUAUUGUUCAUUUUGAUGUUAAACUUUAGACAAAGGUAAGUUGAAUUGUUGUUGUGAGAAAUGAAAGCACGACACAUUGCCGUUGCCCCGAUAGACUUUAUUGCUGCUACGCUCUCCUCAGGAGUCGGAGCAGGUAAGAUUAGUUGGGUACCUAGUGGUGGAAUUUGCUAUUAGUGGUCAGGGCUGGUCUGAUACAGAUCAGUACUGUUAUUGAAAUAUAUUAUAAAGGCUUGAACACGAACCAUGCAAUGGCCCUAGUGUAAUUAUACAUGUUACAGACAGGCAAAUAUUCUGUGAAUGAAGCUACUUGGGAACAGUUGUCCAUGCAUUAAUGUUGGUAAAAGCAAGUAUAUUAUGAGCCUAAAAGUUUCAAUUUAUUGGAGUAUAACUGCUGUAUUAUUUAUAUUGGUAUUGGUUUAUUUAUAUUUUUUGUUUGUCUUUUUUAUAACUUAGGUCCGUAUCAUUGGGGUCUCCACAAACCUUUCACUGUUCCAUAUGCAUAACCUAAUGUAUAUAAAUAGAUGACUCCUAAAAGCAGAAUAACAUUCCCCUUUAAACUUUAGAUGCAGAGACAGUGUUUGCACAUAAACCUUACAGGACACAGGGACCAUUCAUUCAAUAUUAACUAAUAUUUUUUCCUAAUAUGGAUUUGCCCGCUUUGACACACUUAGGUCUUGACUUUCAAGCAUCUUCCCAUGACCGGUUUAUUGUCUUGAACACAUUAGCUAGCUCUCAGAAAAAAAGGAUUCUUUGUGUUCCCUGCACCUCCCAGUCAGAUUUAAGGUCUCCAUCUGUUUCAAACAAACUAGUUCUAGUAAAUAGUCCCAAAUACUGUUGCAUUCAGCCUUCUACGGUUCUGCCAUUUGAAGAGGCUAGACACAUUUAGGGUUCUUUAUUAUGUUUGUUUGUUAGUUUGGGCAGGUGUGAAUGAUGUCUGUGUCUCUGGAAAAAUGGACCAACCAUGGGAUUUAUGAUAGCGUCAUAAUAUGACCUAGUAUAUAUCUGGACCAAAUGAACCAAACCGCAGGGAUGAGUUCAACAUUAGAUAAUUUCUUUGUUUGAAGUGUACUGAGGGUUUAAGGUGAAAAUGAACACUUUCCUAACACUUUGUUCACUUUUUUCACCCCUGUCAUCUGUUGUGUACUUUUUCACAUGGGUCAGGUCUCACACUCAUAAAGGAUGUGUGCUUCCUCCAGUAGAGCACAUUAACAGCAUGUACAGUACAAUAACAGUAAGGUCAUUCAAAACAUGAGCUGGAAAAAACUGUGUAAAGAUGUGGGAAUGUGCCCCCCCCCCCCCUUUCACAAAUGUAUGAAUAUAUUCAGAACCUCUUAGUUGGAAGCAAUGACUGUCUUAGUUUAAGUUAAGAUUGUUUAAGGUGUUCUUGCUUUUUGAAUGCUUGAAGGCUGUUUGGAAAUAUAAGAAAUUAGAGCUAUGGAUGUUGUAUUUUUAGGCUUAUUGUGUGGUGGUUAAAUCUGCUCUGCUGUAUGUGUGUUAGUGUUUUCCUUUGAAAAAAAAACAUUUUUGAGGUGGAGGUGAAGAAAUCAUUAAAUAGAAAAGCACUUGUUCUAGGAUUAUAAUUAAGAUGAAUGUUGUGCAUAUGUAUUGCACACCGAUCAGCCACCCCAUUAAAAUGACUGCCAGCUGAAUAUUGGUCAUCUUGUUACAGUUCAAUGUUUUGCCCAAAACCUUCGGUAAUGGAAUUCCUGUGAAUAUUAUGUUUUCUCGUAGCACCCACCUAAAUGUUGUUGACCUGGCCUAAAAAUUCCCUUGUUCCCAAUCUGAAAUCAACCAUCCACUUGAUGCCCCUGAACAAAUGUGAUACAUGGAGGCCCCACCCCCCAGGAUCAAAAGAAUUACGUCAGCAUCCCUGUGCCUGGCACCACAGAACACCCCAGAUGCCCCAUGUCCAUGCCCAGAUGUGUCGGGGCAGUUUUGGGGGACCUGCCUUCAGUGUUGUGGCUAAUCGAUGUAACUCGGUGGUCCAAAAACCCCUCAGCACAGUUUUUAGUACGUAGUUAUGUUUUUUGGUCAAGCUUCAAAUUCAAAUUAAAACUCUGCAAUGAAUUUAAAAUGAUAGUCUGAUAUGUUAGGGAUUCGCUUAUUUGUUUACUUGAUAAGAUUUAUAUGAGAAGAUUGAUACUACUCUCAGGGAGUACCAAUCCUCUCAUAUUACUGUCAGUAAGAGAGUGAAUAAGCAUAUCUCCCAUAAUGUUAAGCUCUUCCUUUAAGGUUUAGACAUCAGAUGUUGGCUUAACUGAGCCAUUUUUAUCUAUGCAGCUCUGCCAAAAACCCACAUAUUUAAACCCCUAACAAACUUUACUCCAGUGGAAUGAUGCAGAUAUUUCAUCAUGAUUUUCAGUUGGACAUUGUUUAAUUAUCAUCAGUAUGUAUAAGAUGUACACAAUGUUCUAUACAAACACGUUGUUGUCAAGUUUAUACAACCAGUUUUGCCUAAAGGUUAAUAUAAAGAGACACUGAAUUGCCAGCAAAGGGAUGUCAAAUAGUGUGAAAGAUGUCCCAUCUCUCAACCCUAAGGGGAACAUGUUUUGGUUUCGUAUGAUUAAAAAGGAGAUGGUAAAUUUAACAAUGGACCAUUUUUCGAUGUCUGAGUUCACACAGAUCCUGGGGUGUUAUCCAACAUAGUUUAUCUAAGCAUGGUUUCUUGUACAUUUUGCUUCACGUUCAUUUAACUGAAUCCCACCUCAGUCCCUCUCAAAGAAUCAAGCAUUCUACACCCAUCAUAGGUAAUUAUUUAAACCAUGCAGCACAUGUCUCGUGAAAUGGACCCCUGCUGAAAUGUGCACCUAAUGAAGGUGAAGAGUUUCACAUAAUGUACUGUACUGUCAUUUUGCUUUAAGUUAAUGUGUAUAUGUUCUAUGAGACAUGGUGUGGUGAAAUAUUUAUAUAUUGGGUUAGAAAUACAAGUGAAGUAUUUAAAGAUGAAGAGAAAAGCUGGAUUGUUUUAGCUUUUUUUCUGUGUUGCACUUUAUGAACAUUGUUAUGGUGUACAAAUCAAUCUGUCUCAAAUUAAACUCACUGCAUUCAUGAUGGA
This is a messenger RNA of Acanthopagrus latus (yellowfin seabream), 9845 nucleotides long. RefSeq names its product NBR1 autophagy cargo receptor b (gene nbr1b). The transcript is spliced from 18 exons. The coding region runs from base 3009 to 5723 and encodes 904 amino acids. Gene Ontology annotation, molecular function: ubiquitin binding. The record is from RefSeq and is a predicted model, not a curated record. NCBI's taxonomy places the organism in Eukaryota, Metazoa, Chordata, Actinopteri, Spariformes, Sparidae. Gene Ontology annotation, biological process: macroautophagy. Gene Ontology annotation, cellular component: phagophore assembly site.